Molecule: messenger RNA, 297 nt
Organism: Knipowitschia caucasica
Lineage: Eukaryota; Metazoa; Chordata; Actinopteri; Gobiiformes; Gobiidae
Source: the annotation of a GenBank genome assembly
AUGAUGAACACCCGGCAGAUCAAAGUGGACCCCCCCAUGAUGAACACCCGGCAGAUCAAAGUGAACCCCCCCAUGAUGAACACCCGGCAGAUCAAAAUCAAAGUGGACCCCCCCAUGAUGAACACCCGGCAGAUCAAAGUGAACCCCCCCAUGAUGAACACCCGGCAGAUCAAAGUGGACCUCCCCAUGAUGAACACCCGGCAGAUCAAAGUGGACCUCCCCAUGAUGAACACCCGGCAGAUCAAAGUGGACCCCCCCAUGAUGAACAUCCGGCAGAUCAAAGUGGACCCCCCAUGA